Messenger RNA from Microtus oregoni (creeping vole), 1209 nucleotides. It is a transcript of the gene Emc2, whose product is annotated as ER membrane protein complex subunit 2. Bases 40 to 933 code for a protein of 297 amino acids. Gene Ontology annotation, molecular function: protein binding. NCBI's taxonomy places the organism in Eukaryota, Metazoa, Chordata, Mammalia, Rodentia, Cricetidae. Gene Ontology annotation, biological process: protein folding in endoplasmic reticulum. The record is from RefSeq and is a predicted model, not a curated record. The transcript has 11 exons. Gene Ontology annotation, cellular component: EMC complex.
UCCCCGCCCUCUCUCCCGCCACCACCGGGUUCUAGGAAGAUGGCGAAGGUCACAGAGCGUUACGACGUGACUUGGGAAGAAAUGCGAGAUAAAAUGAGAAAAUGGAGAGAAGAAAACUCAAGAAAUAGUGAACAAAUCAUGGAAGUUGGAGAAGAAUUAAUUAAUGAUUAUGCUUCUAAGCUUGGAGAUGACAUUUGGAUCAUAUAUGAGCAGGUGAUGAUUGCAGCCCUAGACUAUGGUCGGGAUGACUUGGCAUUGUUUUGUCUUCAGGAGUUAAGAAGACAGUUCCCUGGUAGUCACAGAGUAAAGCGGUUAACGGGCAUGCGAUUUGAAGCUAUGGAAAGAUAUGAUGAUGCUAUACAACUAUAUGAUCGAAUUUUGCAAGAAGAUCCUACUAACACUGCUGCAAGAAAGCGUAAGAUUGCCAUUCGUAAAGCCCAGGGGAAGAAUGUGGAGGCCAUUCGAGAGCUGAAUGAGUAUCUGGAACAAUUUGUAGGAGACCAAGAAGCCUGGCAUGAACUCGCAGAACUUUAUAUCAAUGAACAUGAUUAUGCCAAGGCAGCCUUCUGCUUAGAGGAGCUGAUGAUGAGCAACCCACACAACCACCUGUACUGUCAGCAGUACGCAGAAGUCAAAUACACCCAAGGUGGACUUGAAAACCUUGAGCUUUCAAGAAAGUAUUUUGCACAGGCACUGAAACUCAACAACCGAAACAUGAGAGCUCUGUUUGGGCUUUACAUGUCUGCAAGUCAUAUUGCUUCUAAUCCAAAAGCAAGUGCAAAAAUGAAAAAGGACAACAUCAAAUAUGCCAGUUGGGCUGCUAAUCAAAUAAACAGGGCUUAUCAGUUUGCAGGUCGAAGUAAGAAGGAAACCAAAUACUCUCUUAAGGCAGUUGAAGACAUGUUGGAAACAUUGCAGAUCACUCAGUCUUAAGGUUGCAGAGACUCUUUGACAUUAGAUUUCAAAACUGUACAGCUGAACGUCUUGGCCUGUGACUUAUUUACUAAAUGCCAAGUGCUGUUUGCAUUCAUUUUCUUUGAAGAGGUCAGUUAUAAAGAAUGUGUUUAAAUAAACCUCAACUUGCCUUGUAUUGAUAAGCAGGGAGUUGGAGGGAGUCCAUGGAAGAGAGAUUCAAGACCUAUUGAUUGUAUAUCUGUCUUCUUGUUGCCCCCAUUUACCUUAAAAAUAAACCAUGAUUUAUUAAACUCA